Messenger RNA from Pipistrellus nathusii (Nathusius's pipistrelle), 2400 nucleotides. The record is from the annotation of a GenBank genome assembly. NCBI's taxonomy places the organism in Eukaryota, Metazoa, Chordata, Mammalia, Chiroptera, Vespertilionidae.
AUGAAGGCGAGAAGAAAUAAAAAACAGGUCCCAAGCUUUAGGAAGUUGAUAAAAACCAGUAAAGUCAAACUUGAAAACAAGCUAAAGAAUAAGCAAUUUAAACAACAAAGCAAUCUCAAGAAGUACCGAAAAGAACAGAGGAAACUACGGCAAGCUGUAAAAGAUGCUGUGUCUAAGAAACCCAUUCCACUGGAGGAGCCGAAGAAAAAACGACCAGGUAAAAGGAUUGAGAGGGAAGAGGAGGAAGAAGAGGAAGCCCUACCUUUAGAUAUGAUGGAUGAAGAUGACUUACAGUUAAUGAAGGAUUUAGGACAAAGAGCAUCUUUUCUAACGAGAGAUCUUUCUUCGAGUGAACCUGUUCACGCCAAGAAACGAAAGCAUGAGAACAUUAUAGAUAAAUAUGAAAAAAUACCACGAUCUCUGCAAACUGCACCAGAGAAGGAAUUGAUUCACUUGCUUCCUAUCAAAGAUAAAAGUGGUAUAAUCCCACAGACCAGGGAAAAGCCAGUUCUUGACACUAACCAAGAUGAAGAGGAUCAAGAAGAGAUGGAACUUGAGGAAGAGAUAAUUGAAGAGCCUAUUCGAGAGCUGACCAUAGAAGAACAUUUAAUUGAGAGAAAGAAGAAGCUACAGGAGAAGAAACUGCAUAUUGCAGCCUUGGCAUCUGCCAUUCUAUCAGACCCAGAAAGUAAUGUUAAAAAAUUGAAGGAAUUACGUUCCAUGCUGAUGGAACAGGAUCCUGAUGUGGCUGUUACUAUUCGAAAGCUGGUGGUCAUUUCUCUAAUGGAGUUAUUUAAAGACAUUACUCCUUCGUAUAAAAUUCGGCCCCUAACAGAAGCAGAAAAAUCUACCAAGAUCCGCAAAGAAACCCAAAAAUUAAGAGAAUUUGAAGAAGGGCUUGUUAGCCAAUAUAAAUUUUAUUUGGAAAAUCUGGAGCAAAUGGUUAAAGACUGGAAGCAGAGGAAGCUGAAGAAAAGUAAUGUAGUUUCCUUGAAGGCGUACAGAGGACUGGCGGAAGUGGCCGUGAAGAGCCUGUGUGAGCUACUGGUGGCACUGCCUCACUUCAACUUUCACAACAACAUCAUCGUCUUGAUUGUCCCUCUCAUGAAUGACCUGUCAAAAUCGAUAUCUGAAAUGUGCUGCGAGGCAGUUAAGAAACUUUUUAAGCAAGAUAAAUUAGGCCAAGCUUCCCUUGGAGUAAUCAAAGUGAUCUCUGGAUUUGUGAAGGGCAGAAAUUAUGAUGUUAGGCCAGAGAUGCUAAAAACAUUCUUGUGCCUAAGAAUCAAGGAAAUAGAAGUGAAAAAAGAUACAGAGGACAUUAAUAAACCAAAAAAAUUCAUGACUUUCAAGGAAAAGAGAAAAAACCUAUCAAGAAUGCAGCGAAAGUGGAAAAAAGCAGAAGAGAAGCUAGAGCGAGAGCUUCGGGAGGCGGAAGCCUCAGAGAGUACUGAGAGAAAACUGAAACUGCACACGGAGACUCUGAACAUAGUGUUUGUCACUUACUUCAGGAUACUGAAGAAGGCCCAGAGGUCCCCUCUCCUGCCAGCAGUUCUAGAAGGUCUUGCCAAGUUCGCUCACCUUAUAAAUGUGGAGUUUUUUGAUGAUUUAUUAGUAGUUCUACAUAGUCUCAUUGAGUCUGGUGACCUAAGCUAUCAAGAAAGUCUUCAUUGUGUCCAGACCGCUUUUCAUAUUCUUUCUGGGCAAGGUGAUGUUCUGAAUAUUGAUCCAAUGAAGUUCUAUACACAUCUCUACAAAACACUGUUCAAGUUACAUGCAGGUGCGACCAACGAAGGGGUUGAGAUUGUGCUCCAGUGCCUCGAUGUCAUGCUCACCAAGCGCAGGAGGCAGGUUUCCCAGCAGCGAGCCCUGGCCUUCAUCAAGCGCCUCUGCACCCUUGCUCUUCACGUCCUUCCCAACUCAAGCAUUGGCAUUUUAGCAACCAACAGGACAUUAAUGCAUACUUUCCCCAAAACAGACCUGUUGCUUGACAAUGAGUCCCAGGGAAGCGGGGUCUUCCUUCCUGAGCUGGACGAGCCCGAGUACUGCAAUGCCCAGAACACGGCUCUGUGGGAGCUGCAUGCUCUGCGGCGGCAUUUCCAUCCCAUCGUGCGGAGAUUGGCAGCUCACCUGAUCGCGGGAGCCCCUCUGGAAGGCUCUGAAGCACUCAAGCCAGAGUUGAGCCGAAGAUCGGCCGUGGAGCUCUUUGAGGCUUACAGCAUGGCUGCAAUGACAUUCAAUCCUCCUGUGGAAACUUCCAGCCCCAAAAGGAAGGAUAAAGUUUUACAAGGGGAUUCAUUUUUGAAUGAAGAUUUAAAUCAGCUAACCAUAAGACUUAGCAAUGAAGCCGUUACUCAGUUGCCUCUGGAUUUCACCAAAUGUUUGAAGACGUCACUACGGUAG